This is a messenger RNA of Daucus carota subsp. sativus, 2791 nucleotides long. RefSeq names its product pentatricopeptide repeat-containing protein At5g02830, chloroplastic. The record is from RefSeq and is a predicted model, not a curated record. Gene Ontology annotation, molecular function: protein binding. The transcript has 12 exons. Lineage: Eukaryota; Viridiplantae; Streptophyta; Magnoliopsida; Apiales; Apiaceae. Bases 122 to 2605 code for a protein of 827 amino acids.
AGUUCAUCAACGGUACAACAAGCGUAACUGAAGAAAAUACGCGCCUUACAAAUUCAAUCCUGAAGCUUUUACAAAGACUUGUUCUGAGAAUUGGAAUGAAAAGCAGCAAUCUUUUCGAAAAAUGAAGAACACAGUGCUUACAGUGGGGUGCUGCUCCAUCAUAAUCCCUCCCAAUUCCCCUCACAAGCCCUCAAUUUCAGCCAAGCUUCCUCAAUCCAAACCCUCAUCAUCGAAACCUCUGCUCUCCACCGUCCGAUGGGACUUGCCGCUGCACCGCAACCAAAAGAGCCUCAGAUACUACGCUCAGCUGGAUUCCAAGCUCGCCGAAGACGCCAAGCUGGAUGAUUUCUUGUUAAUUGCCGAGACUGUGUUGAAUUCUGGUGUUAAAGUUUCCGACUUUGCGAAUUUGAUUAAUGUUGACCUUGUUUCGAAAGGAUUGAUUCGGAUGCUUAGGAGUGGUGAUGUGGAGAGAGUUGUGCAAGUGUUGAGUGGUGCUCAGAAGCUAGGGCUUAGUGUUGCAGAGUUGUUUGAUAGGAAUGUCGUUGAGGCGUUGCGGAAAGAAUGUAGUUUGGUUGCGGAGAGGGGCAAUGUUGAGGCUGUUGUUGAUUUAUUGGAAGUGCUUAGUGGAUUUCAAUUAUCAGUUAAGGAAAUUGUGGACCCUGCACGAAUUAUUAAAAUUUGCGUGGCCCAAAGGAAACCAAAUGUGGCCAUAAGGUGUGCUCGUAAUUUUCCAACUGCCCAUAUAUUAUUCUGUAGCAUAAUUCUUGAAUUUGGCAAGAAAGGUGACAUCAUGUGUGCUAUGGAUGUAUUUGAAGCCUCUAAGCAGGACAUGGACCGUCCUAACAUGUAUAUCUACCGCACAAUAAUAGAUGUAUGUGGUCUGUGUGGUGACUAUCUGAGAUCUAGGUCCAUUUAUGAGGAACUUCUAACUCAAAAGAUCACUCCAAAUCUUUAUGUUUUUAAUAGUCUUAUGAAUGUGAAUGCUUGUGACUUGAACUACACGAUGCACGUUUACAAACAUAUGCAGAGUGUUGGUGUUGCUGCUGAUGUGACAUCUUACAACAUCCUCUUGAAAUCUUGUUGUCGAGCGGCAAGAGUUGAUUUGGCUCAAGACAUAUACAGGGAGGUACAAAGUUUAGAAUCAACUGGAGUUUUGAAACUGGAUGUUUUCACAUACAGCACAAUCAUUAAGGCAUUUGCAGAUUCUAAAAUGUGGCAAAUGGCUCUUGAAAUUAAAGAAGACAUGCUCACAGCUGGUGUCACUCCCAAUACUAUAACAUGGUCAUCAUUGAUAAAUGCAUGCUCUAGUGCAGGUCUUGUGGAGCAGUCUAUCCUAUUAUUCGAAGAAAUGCUUUUGGCUGGUUGUACACCCAACACACAGUGUUGCAACACUGUACUUCAUGCAUGUAUUGAGGCUCACCAGUACGACAGGGCCUUUCGCUUAUUCAAUAAUUGGAAAAUAAGUGCAACUGAUAAAUUUUACGGAAAAGAUUAUCAGAGGAAGAUUGAUAGAGGCAGGCACAAUGCACGUAAAAGUUAUACUAUGACUGGGCAAGAUUAUGGGUCUGAUUCUGAUCAUGUACACUUUACUAAAAUGGUUCCCUUCAAACCCACUACUGCAACAUAUAAUAUUCUGAUGAAGGCAUGUGGUACGGAUUACAAGCGCGCAGAAGCUUUAAUGAAUGAGAUGAAGACCUGUGGUCUUUCACCUAAUCAAAUAAGCUGGUCAAUUUUGAUUGAUAUAUUUGGAGGCUCAAGAAAUGUCAAGGGUGCUAUGCAGAUUUUAGAUUCCAUGCGUCGAGCGGGUAUUCUACCUGAUGUUAUUGCAUACACAGCAGUUAUGAAGGUUUGCAUACAAAACCAAAACCAGAAAUUUGCAUUUUCCUUAUUUGAGGAAAUGAAGAGAUAUCAUAUACAGCCAAACUUGGUAACAUACAAUACACUUCUAAGAGCCCGUACAAGAUAUGGUUCCCUGGAGGAGGUGCAACAAUGCCUUGCUAUAUAUCAGGAUAUGCGGAGAGCAGGGUUCAAUUCCAAUGAUUAUUAUCUUAAACAACUAAUAGAGGAGUGGUGUGAAGGAAUACUACAAGGUAACAGCCAGAAUCUCCCACACACUUCUAGCAGCAGAACUGACUUGGAAGGCUCUCAAAGCCUGCUUCUGGAGAAAGUAGCGGCAAAUUUGCAAAAGACUGGUCCUAAAAGCUUAGCUGUUGAUCUUCGAGGACUCUCAAAGGUUGAAGCUCGGAUUGUGGUUCUUGCUGUUUUACGAAUGAUUAAGGAGAACUACACUCCAGGAACCUUGUUAAAAGAUGAUAUGUCAAUAAUAUUAGGAGUACAGGAAGUAGGUUCAAGUGAUGCCAAUCAUGACAACGUGAAAGAUGCUAUAAUAAAACUUUUGCGGGAUGAUUUGGGGCUUGAAGUUAUUUCUGGAGCCACUGGAAGUAUCAAUUCGAAUUCGGACACAGACAAUAUAAAUACCAUCACAGUAGGAUAUCCCACAGGAUUAGAAUCUCCAAGGAGACCUGCCGUUUUGCAACGUCUCAAGGUCACAAAAAAGUCAUUAAACAAGUGGUUACAGAAGAGACUGGGUGCAUCUAGGAAAUAACUAUUCUGCAUCCAGGCAAGAUUUUUGUAGAUGAUAAUAAUUAGCUUGUAAAUUUGCAUUUCUUACAUUCUCUAGCGGCAGAGAGCAUAAUAAAGAGCAUAUUUAUAAUCACUGAAUCAGAUACCCUUUAGAUCACUGGAAACACCAUUUGAUGAGGCAAAUAAGUAAAGUUAAAGAUGUGUAAUA